This is a messenger RNA of Zophobas morio, 1298 nucleotides long. RefSeq names its product ATPase family AAA domain-containing protein 2-like. Gene Ontology annotation, biological process: positive regulation of transcription by RNA polymerase II. Gene Ontology annotation, cellular component: nucleus. Lineage: Eukaryota; Metazoa; Arthropoda; Insecta; Coleoptera; Tenebrionidae. The coding region runs from base 526 to 1272 and encodes 248 amino acids. The transcript has 13 exons. The record is from RefSeq and is a predicted model, not a curated record. Gene Ontology annotation, molecular function: chromatin binding; histone binding; ATP hydrolysis activity.
GUUGCUCCCGCGUUAUUUCACGCUUUGGGCUGCGAAGUUCAAUGCAUUGACUUUGCUUCUCUUAGUGCUUUUAGUGAAACUCUUUCUGUUUCCAUUGAGGAAGCGCUUGUGAAAAGCAUAAGAGAUGCUUUUAAGAGACCACCAUGUGCCAUCUAUCUACCUCGUUUGUGCUUUUGGCUAAGACUCGCUAAUAAAAGUUUAUCACUUUUACUGCGAGCAUUAUUGGAUGAAAUACCUAUAGACAAAGGAAUUUGUGUGCUUUUCACUGUUGAAGAUACUGUUGACGUUGACGAUUUGGAAGAACUUUGCGGAGAUUUUCUCGUGUGGGAGCUUAAGCUUCCCUCUUGCGCGGCUCGGCAUUCUUUUUUCCGUCAUUUACUUGCAAACUUUUGCAACUCUUCAUUUUCAUUGAAAAAGCAAACGAUUUGCAUACAAGAAAACUUACCGGAAGCCCCUUUCCAACUAUUACCUUCCAGCUGUUCAAGUUUCGAAAUAAAAUACUUUAACGAGGAAAGUGAAGCGCUUAUGCGGGAGUUUCGUAUAUACUUACGACAAGUACUUAACCGCGUGUCAAAAAACUCGAGAUUUCGUAUUUUUUUAACUCCAGUAAGCUUAGAAGAGCACCCAAAAUACCUCGCAGUUGUCGAUCAACCAAUGGAUCUAUCUCUUAUCAUGCAGAAGAUAAACGAUAACGCCUACAUUCGGCCUUAUGAAUUUGUUGAGGAUAUUAAGCUAAUAACGAAGAACGCUCUCGUGUACUUUAAAAAAGGAGAUUCUGUUACGAACCGCGCUAUCGAACUUCAAGACGAAGUUGCCUCGCUAAUGGCCGACUUGCGUGAAGAGUUUGUAAAAGACUGCGAGAGGCUUUACCGUAUCAAACAAAAGUUAAAUGAAUCGGAUCAGUAUUAUGAAAAUUGUGAAGCCGAAAUCAAUGUUAUUAAUAGCAAUAAAUAUGAUGAUAUUUAUAAUAAUAAUACCUCCGACAUAAAAAAAACGCAUGAAAAUUUCUCGACGGAAUGUUCUACCGAAAAUUGUGUAGUGAACGAGCCAAUGACCGCUAAGGUCGAUGAGUUGUUAGACAUUUUGGUCUCACGAACGGAAAAGCUGCCCAUUAAAAAACUGACUGAAGUUUAUUCUGAGCUGAAAGAGCUCAUCUAUAAGCACCGCCUUGAAGGAGACAGGCAUGUGACUCUGCAGGCCAUGUUUUCGUAUGCUGCUGAACUCGAUGAAAUAAGCCACUCGGAACACGUGCCAACGAAUAUUUGUUUAUAAUAGAAAAAAGUUUUUUUUUUUAAAGA